This is a messenger RNA of Salvelinus sp. IW2-2015, 4034 nucleotides long. The record is from RefSeq and is a predicted model, not a curated record. Lineage: Eukaryota; Metazoa; Chordata; Actinopteri; Salmoniformes; Salmonidae.
AAAUCGAAGUAGUAUCAAGCUGUGAGGAUCUAGUCUAGUCGGCUUCAUAAACACACAACACGAAUAGCGGGGCUUUGGUCGAAGUGAGACCGGUUAUCUGUUCAUCAGAGUCAGGCUCUCAUAGAGCUCCGAAUCGGAGAGUGAAUGAGGUUGAUGCUGCUCUGUUGUGACUGGAAGGACGAACGUAUGGGAGAGGAGGAAGCUGGCAGAAGCUUGCCCGUGUGUGCAGGAUGCAGACAGCGGAUCUAUGAUGAACAGUAUCUCCAGGCACUCAACACUGACUGGCACACAGUAUGCUUCAGAUGCUGUGAGUGCAGUGCCUCCCUGUCCCACUGGUACUAUGAGAAGGAGGGCCGGCUAUUCUGCAAGAAGGAUUACUGGGCCAAGUUCGGAGACCUGUGCCAUGGAUGCAAUGACCCYAUCACCACCGGACUGAUCAUGGUCGCAGGGGAACAGAAGUACCACCCAGAAUGCUUCACCUGUCUGAACUGCAGAGCCUUCAUUGGAGACGGAGACACCUACGCACUGGUGGAGAGGUCCAAACUAUACUGUGGCCUCUGUUACUACCGGACCAUCGUGACGSCGGUGUCCCUGCCAGACUCACCAUGCGCCAGGAUUCCCCACACGGUGACCCUGGUGUCCAUCCCAGCCUCCACAGACGGGCGGAGAGGGAUCUCAGUCGCCAUCAACCAGCCUGUCAGCCCCAACGGCUACGGCCCCGAACGCACUGUCAGGGUAUCACAGCGAAGCUACAGUAUUGAUAAGUCUCCGUGCUCCAGUAACGCAGCGUCCCCUCUCUCUCAGAGGAAGGACUUUAACCGCUCCGAGUCACUGCGGGUUGUCUCCAACAGUCGAAUGCACCGGAUCUUCCGGCCCUCAGACCUCAUCCAUGGAGAGGUGCUGGGAAAAGGCUGCUUUGGACAGGCCAUCAAGGUGACCCACAGAGAGACAGGGGAGGUGAUGGUGAUGAAGGAGCUGAUUCGUUUUGAUGACGAGACACAGAUGACAUUCCUAAAAGAGGUGGGAAACAUCCAGAGUCUGAUUCUAUCCUUGUUUUGUCUUACUAACAAGGACACCAACUACCCAUGGAACCAGAGAGUGAGCUUUGCUAAAGACAUCGCUGCAGGAAUGUCAUAUCUGCAUUCCAUGAACAUAAUCCACCGCGACCUGAACUCAUACAACUGUCUUGUCAGAGAGAAUAACAGUGUGGUGGUGGCAGACUUUGGGCUGGCUCGGCUGAUGGUGGAAGACAAGAUCCAGGACAAGAGUCUCCUGCAGAAGAAACCUGACCGCAGGAAGAGAUACACUGUAGUGGGCAACCCCUACUGGAUGGCCCCGGAGAUGAUCCACGGGAAAAGCUAUGAUGAAAAGGUGGACAUCUUUUCCUUCGGGAUCAUGCUUUGUGAGAUCAUUGGUAGGGUGAAUGCAGACCCAGACUACUUGCCCAGGGCCCAUGACUUUGGGCUGAAUGUGACAGGCUUCUUAGAGCACUUCUGUCCUCCAGACUGUCCCCCAGCCUUCUUCCCUAUGGCUGCCCUCUGCUGUGACCUGGAUGCUGAGAAACGCCCCGCCUUCACCAAGUUGGAGGGGUGGCUGGAGAACCUGAAGAUGCACCUGGAGAUCCGCCUGCCGGUGGUGUCCGAGCUCGACACGCUACACAAAGCGUUCUGGGGAAACCACACCGCCCCCACCAUGGCUUGCACCGCCAUGCGGUCCGAGAACGGCCUGCCCCCACACCCCGAGACUCCGGAGUAGAAGGGAUCUGUAACAGAGUGGAAUGCUGCUGGUCUCAGCCCAUGAGAGUGGGCAGAGAGAGGGGGUUAUGGUGGUAAUUGAGGAGGGUAGUAGAGCCUCUGGCAAUGGAGUAGUUGCAUUGCAUUGUCCAGGGAGGGGUGAGGCAGGAGCUCUGUACGUACCUCCUCAUGCCACAGCAGUCAGUGGUCAUAUAGGCUAACAGUGGGCUGUUGAUAGGCUGUAUAGACUCAGGGGGAACCGAGGAAGGGAAAAGCCAGCCUUGCCUAAAGGCACUCACUCAUUCAACUCCAACCAAGAGAGACUCACUCAGACUACCAUUACCACUACCAUAGCUUCAGUCUCAUGAUUGCUGUACCUUAACUGAAUGUCAGGCUGGUAACUGCUAGCUAGCAGUAUCAGUCAAUCCCAGCUGUGAAAUCAUCCAUCUUAACACUCAUGUCAUCUYUAUCUUAUUGAGAUGGUGUUCAAGCAUUUUCAGAUCUCUUUCAGUCUCUUAAAAAAAAAAAGAUGCUUCAGCCUCAUUGGUAGGUGUCCCUCCUCCAGAGUAUUUGUACAAUAUCAUGUGUUUGAAAAGUAUUCCUCUGUGUGACUUUGGUUUGAUUUAAUUUGAUGAUAUCAAAACCACUUUUUGAAAUGCUAAAGGAAGGGGCCUUUUAUGUGGAUAAUACGAAACACAUAAGUUGAGAUACACAAUCCAGAUGUACAAUAUAAUCGAGCAAAGGCUUUUGAGCAUAAACAAAAAGCUUUUUAAACACUGCAUGACUGUAAAUAGCCCUGUCUGUGUCCAGUAAGCCUAGUCUGUUGUCUCCUCCUCUCCCCCUCUACUGGUGAAAGGUGUGUCACAAAUGGCAUCCUGUUCCCUUUAUAGUGCACUGCUUAAGACCAGUUCCUAAAGUGUAUUACCAAAGUAGUGCACUAUACGGUGCCAUUUGGGAUGCAUUCUGAAAGUGAUGCCCCUKGUAGUGUAGAACACAUGGUCCAUGAAUGACUGUUCCUUCUCUCACUGUGCAGCACUGACUUGACUUUGAGGUAAACUUCUUUCAUACCUUUGGUACAUUUUUCCAUUUCAUAUGAGUUUAUUACUCUCUUUUUCCUUCUCAUUCACGUCGAGGUGAAAUCUUAUGUAUUCAAACUCAACCCACCCAAUGUAUAUAGCCGGUGAUAAUAUCAUAUUGUAAAUGUUUUAAAUAUUCUAAAUGUACAGACAUAUUUUGUAUACUUAUAAUGUAUGCUACAUUGCCAUAUUUUUAUUGGGCUACCUGUUGAAAUGAAGGAGAAUAAGAAAAGUCAGGCAGUGGUAGCUGAUAUGGAGCAGAUAACUUUCGACAGGGAUGAUGACUUCCUGCCUCGGGUUGCCAUGGUGACAGACAGUGGUAGGGGGCUUUUAGGAAGUUAAUGCGAAGUAAGAGAGCAUCUUAGGGUCCUAGCUCACUCCUACCGACCAUCACUGUAAGUGUAAGYAUUCUCACAAGAUGUGUCCCAUUUACUCCCGUCGUCUCCUCUCUGCAUAUCAAGUUAUUUUGUUUACAUCAGCCUUUGAUCUGGUCUAGACUCCAGAGAGUGCCCUGACUAUGACCUUGGAUAUAACUACUCUGUGGGUAUCGCCUCAAUUGAAUGCAAUCAUAACAAGAGAAUCAACACAGUCACAAAAUUAAGGUUAUGUAGUUUGGCAUUUUAUGCCAAGCCACAUUUACCGUUUAUUUUUCUCAAAAGAAAUUGAGGAUAAUUUGUUAGUUGUUACUAUAGAGCUCUWUAGUCAUCCAUAGCAGGGUGGAUGUGUUGUGGAAGUUGGAGACAGCCAGACAGUCACAUCAUAGUGUCUCUCUGACCACAAGCCUCUCUGUCCUACAGUACAUGGAGACAAACUUAGUCACAAUACAAGUCUCCUCUACAUGGAACUCCCUAUGGGAGGCCCUCUGUUUACACACAAACUGCUWGCUGUAAAUAAUAUCUGUAUUGUAUGUCUGUCGUUAUGCAUCUCAUACUACACUCUCUUGAAAAUAAUCUCUUUGACUAUAUGUGAAUCUUUCUCUUGAACACAUUGUCACUCAUUCUCUCACGCGUGUUCUUUUUCCAUCAAACAUUUUCUCUAUUCCCUCUUUUCCUACUUGAAGAUGAGCUGCAUGGUGUACUUGCUAUUGCGAUCACUUCUGCUGUAAAACCAAGCUAUUCUUUUCAUUUUAAAGCUAAAAUUGUGAUUGAAAGGAAAAAAGGAAAGAAAGAAAGAGUCAGGAAAGAGUGUACAGACAGAGACAGGAAAGAGUGUACAGACAGAGACA